Messenger RNA from Hibiscus syriacus, 1418 nucleotides. Its product is annotated as mRNA cap guanine-N7 methyltransferase 2-like. Gene Ontology annotation, biological process: 7-methylguanosine mRNA capping. The record is from RefSeq and is a predicted model, not a curated record. Gene Ontology annotation, molecular function: mRNA 5'-cap (guanine-N7-)-methyltransferase activity. Bases 80 to 1216 code for a protein of 378 amino acids. Gene Ontology annotation, cellular component: nucleus. The transcript has 10 exons. Lineage: Eukaryota; Viridiplantae; Streptophyta; Magnoliopsida; Malvales; Malvaceae.
ACCAUUUUUUACCUGCUCCAAGACCACCCAUUUGACUGAAGUGGGCGGCAAGAAGAAAAACGGAAAAACAGAUAAAGAAAUGAGUGGUUAUCCGGUUCCCGGAGCCGAGGCGGUUCACCAUAGACUCUACGAGUUCGCUAAAACCGCCCUCAUCAAGAUCUUUGUCCACCCAUAUGCCACCGUCUGCGACUUGUAUUGCGGCGGUGGAGCUGACGCUGAGAAAUGGGAUGGACCUCAAAUCGGCCAUUAUGUUGGAAUAGAAUGGAUGUUAAUUGCAGAUGUUGUGUCAUCUGGGAUAAAUGAAGUGAGGGAAGCAUGGGAGAGUCAGCGGAAAAACUUCACUUCUGAAUUCUUUGAGGCUGAUCCUUGCGCUGACAAUUUGGAAACCCUGUUGCAAGAGAAGGACAUUCAGGCUGAUCUUGUCUGUUGCUUGCAGCAUUUGCAGUUGGGAUUUGAAACUGAAGAGAAAGCAAGGAGACUUCUCAGUAAUGUGUCAUUUUUGUUGAAACCAGGGGGUUAUUUUUUUGGUAUCACUCCUGACUCAUCUACCAUAUGGGCAAAGUACCAGAAGAAUGUUGAAGCGUACCACAACAGGAGUAGCAGUAUGAAGCCCAAUAUCGUUCCCAAUUGCAUUCGGUCUGAGAGUUACACAAUCACCUUUGAAAUUGAGGAAGAAAAGUUUCCAUUGUUUGGAAAGAAAUACCAGCUGAAAUUUUCGAGUGAUGUCUCUGCUGAGACCCAUUGCUUGGUUCAUUUUCCAAGCUUAAUCAGGUUGGCCCGAGAAGCUGGUCUUGAAUAUGUGGAGAUUCAGAACUUAACCGAAUUUUACGAUGAUAACAAAUCACUGCUUUCAGGCAUGAUGCUGAAUGCUGGCCCAAAUCUUCUGGAUCCACGGGGGAGACUUCUUCCUCGAUCUUAUGAUGUUUUAGGUCUCUACACAACAUUUAUAUUUCAAAAACCUGACCCAGAUCUUGUCCCCCCAGUUGCAACCCCGCUAUUGCCAGAUGGUAGUUACGACCACGACGAGAGCCAGUGGGAAGGGGUUGGAUGGGUAGAAGAGGAGAAGAAUGGACAAGCGGAGCAGCCGCCUCCACCACCACCAUCAGUUCCAGCUCUGGCUCCACCACCUCCGCCACAUGGACUAGGGAAGAUAAGUGAGCAGAAGGGGAUCCUGGGUCCUGGCCCGGCGGAAUUGCGAUUCUCUGAAGCACUUUGACUUGGGAAGUAGCAAAGAAAAGGUGGGAACUAAGUAGGGGCUUUGACUGGUAAUGGAAAGUAUGAAAUAAUGGCUGUAUACUGCACGCAUAGGUUCACUUGAAUGAAGUUGUCAAAUAGGCCUUGUGCUUCUAGUUUUCUCCACUGCAACGUUUAUACAGGGUCAUUAUGUUUUUUACUUUCCACCAUUCAGUUUUAUAUUU